Sphenostylis stenocarpa is the source of this 660-nucleotide messenger RNA. NCBI's taxonomy places the organism in Eukaryota, Viridiplantae, Streptophyta, Magnoliopsida, Fabales, Fabaceae. The record is from the annotation of a GenBank genome assembly.
AUGGCAGAUGAGGUGGUUCUGCUAGAUUUCUGGCCAAGUCCAUUUGGUAUGAGGGUGAGAAUUGCACUUGCUGAAAAGGGUAUUAAGUAUGAGUACAAAGAAGAGAACUUGAGGAACAAGAGUCCUUUACUCCUCCAAAUGAACCCGGUUCACAAGAAAAUCCCGGUUCUCAUCCACAAGGGCAAACCCAUUUGUGAGUCUCUGAUUGCUGUUCAGUAUAUUGAUGAGGUUUGGAGUGACAUAAAUCCCUUGCUGCCUUCUCACCCUUAUCAGAGAGCUCAGGCUAGAUUCUGGGCUGAUUAUGUUGACAAUAAGAUAUAUGAUCUUGGAAGAAAAAUUUGGCAAUCAAAAGGAGAAGAAAAAGAAGGUGCGAAGAAGGAGUUCAUAGAAGCCCUUAAAGUGUUGGAGGAAGAGCUGGGAGACAAGGCUUACUUUGGAGGAGGCAAUCUUGGUUUUGUGGAUAUAGCACUUGUCCCAUUCUACACUUGGUUCAAAGCCUGUGAGAGUUUUGGCAACCUCAACAUAGAGAGUGAGUGCCCCAAGUUUAUUGCUUGGGCCAAGCGGUGCCUCCAGAAAGAGAGUGUUGCCAAGUCUCUUCCUGAUCAGGAUAAGGUCUAUGAGUUCAUUGUGGAGAGAAGAAAGAAGUUAGGCAUUGAGUAG